Messenger RNA from Cylicostephanus goldi, 237 nucleotides. The record is from the annotation of a GenBank genome assembly. NCBI's taxonomy places the organism in Eukaryota, Metazoa, Nematoda, Chromadorea, Rhabditida, Strongylidae.
AUGGCGUUGAUAUUACAAAAGUUAAAAGAAUGUGCAAGUGAGCACAUCGAUGAAGGAUGGGAACGAAGCCUUGAAAUAAACGAGAUGGAGGCCGUGCGAGCCCCGCUUGAUGACACACCGGUCGUGAAUUUUGGGCCGAAAGAUGAUGAUAUUGGAUCAAUCUGGACAUUACUGAUAGCCCUAGCAGGGAUUAUAGCUAUUGUCGCAAUAGUUGUGUAUUUCGCUAUAAGCAGAUGA